AUGAUGAUGGAUCAGGCACAUUUUGGAGAGUAUUUGCUGAGACAGCAGAUGUUGCACGCUGCAUCACUUAGUGGCUUGCAACACCGAGUGGGUGCGGACGCAGAGCCGCCGGCGUGCGAGGCGCGUCUACUCAAUGGAGACCUCUGGCGGCGCUUCCACGACAUCGGCACUGAAAUGAUCAUCACUAAGGGGGGCCGGCGUAUGUUCCCGUCUUUACGUAUCUCCCUUGCUGGCCUGGACCCUCGCGAAGAGUAUUGUGUUCUUCUCGAGCUGUCCUUAGUUGGACGGCGUCGCUGGCGAUGGGCAGGAGGUACUUGGGCAGCAGCGGGUGGCGCAGAGCCUCAAUCUCCACGACGGCUUAUGCUACAUCCUGACUCCCCGGCUCCUGGACACCACUGGACUGCUAAUCCUGUGUCCUUCAGCAAGCUCAAGCUGACGAACAACACCAUGGAUGCACAAGGCCAUAUGGUGCUCACGUCAAUGCACAAGUACCGUCCUCGAGUGCUGAUCGUCCGCGCUCGUGAUGCGGCUGCCCUCGCGUGGGGAGCGCCGCAUGCAUCUUUCUCGUUUCCUGAGACUGAAUUCAUCGCUGUCACUGCUUAUCAGAACGAUCGUAUAACAAAGUUGAAAAUUGACAACAAUCCCUUUGCGAAAGGCUUUCGAGCGUGCGGUCAAUCAAAAUGCAAGAGAAAAACAUCAGACGCCACAGACAGUAACCCGGAACCUGCCUCUGAGCCCAGCGAGGCCAAACGGUCUUGUUCAGACGCUGCAUCAUCGUGUUCAGAGGAAGGCAGCUUAAGAUCUUCAUCACCAAGAUCUCCGCCCCUCGUUGAGUCUCCUGCACCUUUAGUUGUUUCUUCAGAGAACAUUACUCCACCUCCUCCUACGUUUUAUCCACCCGAGUUACCUUACUUGGGUAUGCAUAUGCCAAUGCCUCUCGGUCUAUGGCCCAGCAGUCCUAUGAGUGUGCCUGGUGGAUUAUCUUGGGGAGCAGGACUGCCCCCCGCUCUACCCCCUCCCCCUGCCCCGCAACCUCCCUGCAGACGCGUCAAGAGUUUUACCAUUAGCGCUUUACUUGGAGAAGGUUGA
Messenger RNA from Arctia plantaginis, 1089 nucleotides. NCBI's taxonomy places the organism in Eukaryota, Metazoa, Arthropoda, Insecta, Lepidoptera, Erebidae. The record is from the annotation of a GenBank genome assembly.